Messenger RNA from Danio aesculapii, 962 nucleotides. RefSeq lists its product as uncharacterized. NCBI's taxonomy places the organism in Eukaryota, Metazoa, Chordata, Actinopteri, Cypriniformes, Danionidae. The record is from RefSeq and is a predicted model, not a curated record.
AUGGCGUUUCGCGCACGCUCAAUCAAAGCUCUAAUACGCAACCGAGGUAACGGAACAGAGGGGCAGAGAGUCACAGCAGCAUCAGUGUCCGCCGGGAAUGAGCCCUGCUCGCUGUUAACAUCAUCUCAUGGAGCCAGAGUUUCAGAUGGAGCAGAUUCUGCAGACCACUGGAUAAAACGCGCGCUGCUUCCCUUCUCUACAGAUUUUUCUAUUCGGUCAAUCAUGGGUAAGAAAGUCCUGCAGUGUUUUCCCUGGUAUAAACGCUGUAAAGACCGAGGUAAAGGCAGGUUAUGCCCUCCUCCGCCUGUACCAUCUGUCGAGGUGCAGCCUGUCUUUUCUCCAACAGUCUCCUGGGGAUACGAUGGAGUGGAAAGCGUCACACAUCCCGUCUAUUUCUCCCAUAAAGCACGAGUAGUUUAUCGCCACCAGAUGGAUGGCAAUAUCAUUGAUGCCACCUGCUGACCUCUGGGCUCCUUUCCCAGAAUCCUCCGCCUUGUACCUGACUCUAGACGAUCCCAAACAAUAGUGUAGGAGCCUGCUAGACUCUUGAACUAAACCUGUUGUAUUUAGUGAAGAUGUCACAGUGUUUUCUGUCAGGUCCGGCAUUCACCUGUCUUGUUCUUAUACUGUUGGAAUAUAAUGAAAUGUUUUGAUGGAGACAGAGUGAUGAAUGCAGACUCUGGGCUGGUUUUGUAAGUGUUUGUAAGUGUAUGGUGGAUGUGUGUUUUGUAUGAUUAUCUUGUCCUGGAUGUAUGAUUUCUCUGUCAUUUUUAUUUUUUUAGAUGGAAACAUAAUUGGUUUUUCAGAGGUUUAUGAAUGUAUUCAGGUAAAAGAGUAAGGAUUUGUGUGAAUAACUGGAAUUAUAAUAGAACAUUUUUAGUAAUUAUAUAUUUUGGUUUCUUAAUGUCCAAUUAUGUUAAAAGCAGAUUGAGUCUUUAAUAAAAGAGUUUAUUGUUAUUUUA